This is a messenger RNA of Limulus polyphemus (Atlantic horseshoe crab), 1345 nucleotides long. Its product is annotated as cholecystokinin receptor-like. Gene Ontology annotation, cellular component: membrane. The transcript is spliced from 3 exons. The record is from RefSeq and is a predicted model, not a curated record. The coding region runs from base 1 to 1200 and encodes 399 amino acids. NCBI's taxonomy places the organism in Eukaryota, Metazoa, Arthropoda, Merostomata, Xiphosura, Limulidae. Gene Ontology annotation, molecular function: neuropeptide Y receptor activity. Gene Ontology annotation, biological process: G protein-coupled receptor signaling pathway.
AUGAAUGUGGUCAGUCUAGUGAACGUUUCCAUGAACAUGGCCGAAAUAUCGGAAAAAAGUUACUUCUAUGCUGAUUUUACACAACUCUCUCCAGUUUACUACUCUUUUAUCGUUUUGUAUUUAGGGGUCAUGACCUUAGCCUUCCUCGGAAACUUUCUCGUUUGUGUUACAGUGUUCAGCGACAGGAGCAUGCACACUGUGGUAAACUAUUACAUUGUCAACCUAGCCCUGUGCGAUUUGAUGGUAGGAAUCUUUGUUUUGCCGAUGAAAUUACUAGAACUGGCAGCUCCAGCAAGUUGGGGAAUUCUCAACAACAAUCUCUGCACAGCAAUGUCUUAUCUGCAGACUGUAUUUGUUUUUGCCAGUGUCCUUACUUUGGUGGCUAGUUGUUUAGAAAGAUAUUUUGCUAUAGUUUAUCCUCUGGAGUCUCGAAUAGAGCAAAGCAAGUGCAGAACUAUAAAAAUCUUGCUAGCCGUGUGGGCCGUUCCUUGUGUAGUGGCGCUGCCGUUUCUCGACUCAGCAGACGCUCGUACAACUACUUUGCAGAGUCAAUUUGGCACAAUCUCCAGACUAACUUGUUUUGUGGCCUUUUCGGCAACAUUUCGACGUGGUUAUUACACCUUCCUUUUCAUCACAAUGUAUAUUUUGCCAUUGAGUUUAAUUGGAUGUACCUGCGUCCGGAUUUCAUGUUGCCUUUUAAAAAGUUUACCACUAUAUCGACAGGGGUCGGUUCGCCGACAGGAAGCAAAUCGUCGAAAGAUUGCCAAGAUGGUGGUCGUGGUUGUGAUUGCCUUUUUUUUGUCUUGGACCCCAUACUUCUUGAUAUCAAUUAUAACCCAAUAUCAGAGAGUUAAUUUUUUUCAGAGAGAGAAUUUUUUCUUCACUAUGCUAUGCAUUAACCUUUUCGCUUUUCUUAAUUCCUGUGUAAACCCAUUUAUUUAUGCUUCAAUGAGCACGCGAUUUAGAAAAAGCUUUAAACGAUUUUUCAAAUGUUUACUUUGUUACAACUACAAGUCAUAUACAGAUGAUCCUGUACUGUUAAACUCUAGACCUCUUACUCCUUCUAGCCUGAGCCGUCAGCUGACUGUUGUUGGCACAGAUGCUACCCAGAAUGCCUUGGAAUAUCUAUCUCAAACCGAUAAAGUUCCACCAAGAAUUUAUUGUCUUCUCCGAUCUAAACCUUUUAACAGGAGACAUUAGAAUAUCAAUUUAACAGUUCAGUUGGCAUAUACUUUCUGAUGAUGAAUAGGUUCAAUCAAACUAACCAUAAGUACGUGUUAGGUUGCUAUAUACUUACCACUUUGAUAAACCGAGGCCACUACGUCAGUAACAUCCGCCGUACUUU